GUUCACGUUAAGCUCUCGUUCUUAUCCUCUCGCGAUAUUUUUCGUGUAUCAGAGGAGCUAUGGCAAUAGAAAACACAACGGGCAGCAAUGAAUUCGCGACGAUUUACACAAGAGACAGUCUCGCGAAUGACUCGUGUCAGGAAUAUGACUGUCCUCAGUCGAGGGUGUUUAAAAUUAUCGUUAUUGGGGAUUCAAAUGUUGGAAAGACUUGCCUAACUUACCGGUUUUGCGGUGGGAAAUUUCUCAAAAACCCCGAGGCAACAAUAGGAGUAGAUUUUAGAGAGAGGACCCUGCAACUUGAUGGAGAAUACAUAAAGAUCUGGGACACGGCUGGACAGGAGCGCUUCAGGAAGAGUAUGGUUGAGCAUUACUACCGCAAUGUCCACGCCAUCAUCUUUGUGUAUGACGUGAGCAGUCUGGCUUCAUUCGAGAGUCUGCCGGACUGGAUUGAGGAGUGUGUCCGGCACUCAGUCCCUCCCAUGGUACCCCGCAUCCUAGUUGGGAACAAAUGUGACUUAAGAGGAACGAGAGAAGUGUCCACGUUUUCAGCUCAGCGACUGGCUGAUAGCUACAACUUUCCUCUUUUUGAGACAUCUGCAAGAGACCCUGCAGAAAAAGAGCACGUAGAUGCCAUUUUCCUCACGUUGGCCUACAGGCUGAAGAAUCACAAGCCUCUGAGACUGAAACAGCCAAGCGAGAGCAGCUUCAUACAGCUCGCUGGUCAACAGGAGAAGACACACUGUUUAUGCUAAUACACUUUGGCCCGUAUAGUCAGUUCCAUGCAAUAAUUUAGGUUUAUUGGAAAAUGUGAGGGUGUACUCAGCUUUCA
Messenger RNA from Rhinichthys klamathensis goyatoka, 829 nucleotides. Its product is annotated as Ras-related protein Rab-33B-like. The record is from RefSeq and is a predicted model, not a curated record. The transcript is spliced from 2 exons. The coding region runs from base 60 to 752 and encodes 230 amino acids. Gene Ontology annotation, biological process: Rab protein signal transduction. Gene Ontology annotation, molecular function: GTPase activity; GTP binding. Lineage: Eukaryota; Metazoa; Chordata; Actinopteri; Cypriniformes; Leuciscidae. Gene Ontology annotation, cellular component: Golgi apparatus; endosome.